AUGGCUAUGCUGAUGGAUUUACUAGAAUUAUAUCAAAUAUCAUUUGAGAAAAUACUCGCGGAAGAAGCUAUUGUACGGUCAGAUCAUGAAAAUGGAAAAACGGCUUAUCUUGCUUGCCAAUACAUCUUUACAUCUGGUGGCCUUCUCUCCGUAGUAAAAACUUUCUUCAAAAACAUCACACCACGCAGUAAUAUUUCCUACGUCAUUGAUCUCAUGGACAAUACGACGUAUAGUCCACCCAUGGAAACCGAAAGUCUUGAAUCACCUUUUUACAGGGCCACGUUUUGUAGGAUACCAUUCUUUAAUGUGCAAGAAAUGGACAAGAUUUUCGAUUUAUAUAAUGAUAAAGUCGACCCGGAUCCGGUUCCUUUGGAUAUCAAACUAAAUAUCAUCCACGAAUCCUGCGGACAUCCUGCGUCUUUCAUGAUUCUUUUAAAGAUCUACAACGAUAUUCGUCCAGCGACUUUACUCGAUUGGAAAGUGGCAAUAAAGCAGAAUCUUAUCGAAUUUACCAACGGAACUCACAAAAAAUCAAGACAUAUCUGA
Paraglomus occultum is the source of this 546-nucleotide messenger RNA. The record is from the annotation of a GenBank genome assembly. NCBI's taxonomy places the organism in Eukaryota, Fungi, Glomeromycota, Glomeromycetes, Paraglomerales, Paraglomeraceae.